GCACUCAUGACAUGCAUCAAACUAGAGAUCAUGACAGCAAUCAAGGUCAUAUGGGACACCGGAAGGUUUCCGAACUUCUUCGAGAUGCUUGGGUUCAGCGACUUAGCAGUACUAGCCAGCACAUGGGACAAGGGAGCAGAGAUUUUCCAGAACGAUCUGAGGGAAUUAGCAGAGAGGCUAGAGAGGAGCAAAGUAGAAUACAGUAGAGAAUCCCGAGAGCUACCGGGAAGGACCGCCAACGUCGAGAGUCUCUUUCUCAGAAUCUGGGGCCUGAGCGAUGCACAUGUUAGAGGCGUAGCCACACCCAGAGCACGAAGGUCACGCAGUGCAACGCAGCAUGCUCAACCUCUUGGGAUCCAGGCGCUAGAAAUCAGGCAAGAAGAGUUGGAAGAAAUGGAGCAAGUGCUAGCAGCAAUCAACGCCACAGCAGCAGGGAGAAUCUCCCCACCGAGGAGGAUAAGGCGUUUUACGGCUGCAGAUCCCGGAGCCCAGUUCACAGCAUUCGCACCCGUAGCAUCAGAGAGAUGGGUUGAGCACACGUGCGUAGCCUUUAGACACGCCAUAUGGAGAAUGGACACGUUCAACCACCUCUCACCAAUGUCCAUCAAAGCACUCCAGUUCAUCGCCGGGAUUACGGAUGAGGAAGCCAUGAAAUGCCAGGAGAUCGCACUGGACGGAGAACUUGAGCACGUAGGUAGAAUGA
Molecule: messenger RNA, 703 nt
Organism: Chara braunii
Lineage: Eukaryota; Viridiplantae; Streptophyta; Charophyceae; Charales; Characeae
Source: the annotation of a GenBank genome assembly